AUGAAAACGAUAGAAAUGAUGGUUACAAAGUUUUUUUGUAUACUUAUUUCAGCUUUUCAGGUAAAGGGCUACUGCUCCACUAGAAAAUGUAAAAAGAUCUCUUUUGAUGAGCAACAAGAUGCCAGUCAUGACAAAGAGCUUGUCGGCCAUGUCUUCCACAAUUCUGUCACUUCAAACCCACAGCAGUGCUAUCUUUUGUGUAUGAACGACUGUCGAUGUUUGUCGAUAAACUACAAGGUUAAGAACGACAUCAAAUACUGCGAGUUGAACGAAGGCAGCCAUUUUACCAACAAAAACUCCCUGAAAAACAUCCACGGAAGCGUUUACUACGUACUGCGGAAAUAAUACACUACUAAGGUACUAAAUUUCUCAAUUUUUUUAAAAUUUUAUUUUUAUUUUUGUAUUUUUGCAAUGCAUCUUUGUAGCCUUCAUCUUGAGAUAAAAGGUGUUUAAUAGAGAAUAAUACAUGGGCGCGCUUACAUUUGGAAUUUCUCUUCGAGUGUUUCACUCGAUAGCUCACGAGUGAGCACAACGAAAGAGAAGAAUUUACCAAGUUAUUAAACUUUAUUACGUCAUAGGGUAUUUUUUUCCAUGAUUGAUUCCAGGUAUUCAUCUUGAUAUAUUCGCCAUUCAUUUGUUAUGUUAAAAACCGAAGAAGCUUCUGCCUGAUGAUAAACUACAAAACUAGGUCCGGUGGAUGUUAAUGUCUUUCCCAAAAGUAUUUCAAAACAGAGAACAUCGAUUGUUUUGAGCUCGAGGUAACAGCUGCAAAAAGAUGUUGGAAGAUUUAAAUUAUUGUCCAAAACUGAAAACUUAAAAAAAACCCUACUAUUCUUCCCAGUCUGUAUUUUAAGGUCCUCUUUUAUUCGGGUCUUGAAAGUAAACACAUUUCCUUUUUUAAAUUUUUAUGAAAAAAGAUUAAUCUUUCGAAUGAUGAAGAACAAAAAUAGAAUUAGACAACUAACCGGAGAAACAUUCAAAUAAAGAAGUGCUCCUGGCAGGUGUAACAGCUUCUCACCAGCGAGGAUUAUUUGAAUAUCAUUCGCCGGUCAAAAAUAUAAUAGAAUUUAAUUCUAGAGAAACUAUUGAAAACAAAUUGUCACAAAAUGGAAAAAUCCGUCUUUUUCCCGAUUCAGUGGUAAAAAAUGUAAUUGUUUUACAAAACGAGAUUGACCUAAGUAAUGAAGAGAAAUAAGAAAAUCGAAGACUCACUGAUCAGUUUUAUCGAAUAUUUGACAUUGGGUGAUCUCGCUUGUUUGAAUAUUCGAAAAAGGGUUAAUUUCAAGAGACCAUUAUGGCAUGGUCAGUAUGAAAAAUAGCCUAUCAGAACGAGGCAUUAGAGAUUUCGGGAGCGAUCGUGAUUGCUUGCAAACUUGAUGAGAGGAAAAGCUAGGUUUUGCAACAUUUUUCUGUCAAAAACAAAACAAGAUCAUGAUAUUAAAAUAAUGAUGAAAACAUGUUUCAAUUUUUUCAUUAAUUUUUGCAUAGAAGGCUCCUAACCACAUCGUUCCAUGUACUGUUGACGUCAUGUGUACCAAUGGCUGCUGCAGGAACAAUCCGUGUCUCAAUGGAGGAACUUGCACUGAGAUCUGUCAGCCCACAAGUGUUCGGUACAACUGUUCCUGUCCUGUACCGUUUGUCGGUAAACACUGCGAGAUUCAGCUGAGAAGAAGCUGUCAGAAUUAUAAAGCAGCCAGGUUCACCGCCUCUGGAUUGUAUUCCGUCAUUGAUGACAGAAACCAAACUUUCCAAGUAUUCUGUGAUUUUGAUUCAGAGCCUGGGUUCGCUUGGAACCUGAUUAAGUCAUUCAAUUUGUCCAACAACCACCUUUUUAAGGUAAUUUUCCCAAGAUUUUAAAGCCAUAAAGAAAUAUACCCUGUACAUCCUCGUCUACACAAAAUAACGAGGAUGCGAAAAUUAAGUGCCCUUAAAAAUGAAAUACCUUCAUUUUGAAUUUUUUUCUUCAUAAGUUAAAUUCGUCUGUCUUCUUGGAAGCUUUCGUCAUCAAUGAUGUCUUUGAAUGAUUCUGUCAACAGAAGAAAUCUUGUUUUAUACACAAUGACUAUCCAGACUCAAGUACCAUCAGCAGUAAUACUUCAAAUUGACAAGUGUACGUUAUAAAAAAAUUCAGCCUAAUUUUUGUUUCAAGCUGCUAGAAUCUUAAGUUCAUGGAUGUGAUAGUGAUCUUUACCAACUGAAGUUCACAUUUUCUGUCUACAGCUUAUCGUAUUUUACGAUAACUACCAAGCCAUCAGCGGUGAUGCCCCAAAUUGGCAGGCAUACCUCAUGAAACGACCCUACCUCCUUUGGCUCAGAGAUCACUCGACUCACUGGAGAGCUACUUGCCGAUACGACACAGAUGGUACCGUACAUACAGAUUACUUGAGAGCCUCGCUUGAAGACUUCGACAUCAUUAGACAGGUACCCAUAGUGACCGAUGACUGUCGACCUUACGAAUAUGUGAACAUCCGGGGAAAUGAGUGUGUGAAUUGCACAGCGAGAACCUGGUAUAAAAAAGGAGCUUAUCCUCUCCAUAUCGACAGUUCCAAACAGAAUGGCUGUGAUUCCAGUGGAAGCAUUUCAAACCAAGCCGUACACAGCGAGGACAACUUUGGUUUCUAUGACGUGGUCAAUCCCAAAUUUCGAUGUACUUCAAGCCAAAAUGCAACGACUCAGUUCUGGAUUGGAGGCACUUUAUGACUUUCUAAUACCUGAUCCAGUUCCUAUUAAAAUGCAGGAAGUUCACUUGACCCAGGCAGACAUCUAUCCACCUUAAAAAUGUUAUUACACUUAUAAAGUUAGAGCUCUAUAAAAGAUUUAUCUUUGUGGGUACCUUAGCGGUUAGAUAUAUGGGGGUCGGUAACCUCUCACACACUGCACAGGAUGAAAUAGCUCAAUUAAGUUGCCUUAAAGUAACUUAAAGGCUAACAUAAGAAACAUGAGGUCUCACAGUUAUUUGCACUAGAGGUUUAGUAACCUUAUAAGUUUUGGUAAGAAAUGCAACGGCAUUUAGCAGUUAAAGCUCUGUUUUAUCUUUAAGAUGUGUUCUUCAUUCUAGCUUUUCUUCCCAUACUAGAAAUUGUCCCAUAAACAAUAAAUUCAAGGUUAAACUAUAGGCACACUUUCGCACUACCAACCACAGUCGAGAGUUAGUUCAUUAUUUGAAACAAUUUUAGCAAUUACUGUAGAAUGUGUGAGUGAGCUUUACUGAAAAGCAAUGUAACUUUUAAUAAGUAAAUUGUUGGAUUCUCAGUCUGAAAGUUGUAACUUUGUGUGGAACUGUAAGGAAGAAAUGUACAUGUGUGCCCUUCUAAGUGUGCCAAAGAACUGUUCAUAAUUCUCUAUUGUAGAGAGUUUAAUUUUUUGUGAAGUAAUCAUUAAUUGGUUUUAAUUUUCAUAGUAAAUAUAGUCAAAAUACACUUCCCUCCGAUUGUUGUACAAAUGGUACACAGUGACAUGAUGUGUGACAAACUGUAUGACACUUUCCUGCAUAGACGAUUAAGGUAACCCAAAGAUUGAAUCUUGCCUGUAUGAGUGAAGGCAAAUUAUUAUGUGCAUUACUCCUCAGACUUUCAAAUUACAUUUCACGGAGACCUUUCGAUUUUUCCAGAUUGUAUAUAUAUAUAUAUAUAUCUCUGAAGGUUGAACUAAUCAUUAAGACAUAACUUUUCUGUGACUCCGAGUUUCUCGCUUACGCGAUCAUCGGACAGAUUUAAAUCUUAUUGAUUAGUUCAACCUUCAGAUAUACCACGCUCUGCGAACGCGUCGAGCACUUUACCGCAAAGAUAGACUAUAAUCAAGAUAUACAUAUAAUUGUUCUUUCAUCAAAAUCGUUCAACUGAGUUUCACCCAUCAUUCUUUUGCCAUUUCGUUGAGUCAUAACUGUUUCUUUUUUUACCAGCGAUUGGUCCGGGGAAUAUUUCAUAUGUGGCUUGUUUUAUUUCAGUACUUCAUACAUUUGCAAAAGAGACACGAGCUUUAAUGCAAAGCAAUUGAGGCAAGGGGGGGUUCAUUUAAACGCUAGAUGUAAACUCUAUGAGCAGUUUGUCUGUUUACCUCCUAAAACUGCGUCAAUUACCAGCUUAGAAUUUCGAAAUCAAUGAAACUCUUAUUUGACCAUCAAAUGACGAAGUAAGUUGAAGUUUUGUUUCUCACGUUUAUUUUCCUGAAAGUUCAGGGCACAUUGCCCGAAAGAAAUAAAAAUUUCACUUGAUGUGCAAAUAAAACCCUUUUCCGCGGUGCAAUCGUUCCUUCCCCUUUGCAGUGGUGAUUUCAAUCACUCUGAUUAAAACCUCCGCUAUCAACAUUGAUUGGAGGGAUGUGGACUGACUCGAUCACAUAAAAUACACAAGAUUAUUCCAUAUGGAAUCAAGAACUUAAGUCAAACCUAAGCAUUGACAGGAUUUGGAAACCAAACCCUUAUCGGUACUUUCUGUGAACAUCAGUAAAAAAUAGCCACUGGAAUACUGAAUUGAAAGAGUUAGUUAGACCCCAUUCAAACUGCUAUUUCUUUACUUGGACAGAAACAGUAUCUAAAAAAAUUACUAUUUGAGACAGGUAUGGGGAAGGUAAACUUAACUGCAGUAGGUUAAGAAUACUUUUAAGAUCUUUAUUCACACAGGCUUCGACGUUUUUACAGAAUAAAAACUGCAUCAUUGGCAUCAUGAGUGAUCUAAUAUUUCUCAUGUUAGGUAGAUUAUUGACUUAUCAAAUUUACCUUCACAACGACAAUAUUUCAUGCGGUAAAGUAGCGAUUGUCGUUUACUGUAGCGUUAAAUUUGUGAUAGUGUCAAAAUGAACCAUAGCCAGCGGACCGUGCGAGUUUUACGAUGGCCGGAGGUUGCAGGAUAACGUGCUUUACCAAUAUAAAUCUUAUUAGCAUGACAAGACGAUCCUGAAAAAUGAUGAUUGAAUGUCACAGACGUUAAUUACAGCACAAUAAUAGAAUAAUAGACACAGUAAUUGCUAAUAGAAUUAGAAAGAAAGGACUAGUAAACUUUAAGUUCCGUAGACGGAUGGGGACUGGUAAUCAAAUCUCAGACCUCCCGAUUUUGCGGUAAGAUACUCUACCAUUGAACUUAAAAAAACUGAUCAGCAAAGGCAUGAUUUAGAUGCAAUAAGCUUAAGUGUCCUCUCUACAACUAAGAUCAGUACUGUCCUAUUUAUUUGCACGUUCACUUUCCAUUUGUAGCCAGAAAAGCCUUAUCACGAUCAAGAACGGGAAAAUAACUCACAUAUCUUGCCAAACCAUCAGAGACUCUAGAACUUACUCUCUCGCGGCCACAGCGCAUACAUAUAUAUUUGACAAGGAGCGUGACUUACCAAUUACGCUGUCCUUUUCAGCCCUGUCACUUUAAGAUUUGAGUGGCCCAUUCCCGCCUCAUUUGUAGCCUACAUUCAAUUGUACCAACAUUGAUUCCCUUUUUUGUCCAGGGUUAAAUAUAAGUGAACUUGUGACUUGAAGGUAAUGCACCUCUUAUCUCAAAGUCGGACUUUAAAAGUUCUCAGUCAGAGAUUAGGACGAAAAAGGCUUAGAAGUUGUAGGUAGACAAUUAGAGGUCCAACGCCGGAAGUCAGAAAAUCACACGUCAUAGCCGACAAAACAACUCCAUAAUCAAAUUUCCAAAAUGCGAAGUCUGAGGUCGGAAAUAGAACUCAGAACUCCGAACUGGAAUGUCCGAAAUCUUAAGUCUGAGGUCCGAAAUGGAAAAAUUUUAAAUCGAUAGCCGCAAAUAGAAAUCGAACGUAAAAGUAGAAGUCAGAAUUACUGUUGUGACGACUGAUCCCCCUCUCCGUUCCCCCUGAAAACCAUGCGAUCCCCCCUCCCCCCGCCCCUUCAAGGGCCCAAGGGCCUUUUUCUCGAAGGUUCUGCUAACUAAAAAUAAAGCUGUUCUGUUUUCCUUCAAGUUGGGAGUUCCAGAAGAAAAUAAAAAUUAUGGGCCACGGAUGACUACCAAGCCAUCAGCGGUGACGACCCAAAUUGGCAGGCAUACCUCUUGA
Pocillopora meandrina is the source of this 6000-nucleotide messenger RNA. The record is from the annotation of a GenBank genome assembly. Lineage: Eukaryota; Metazoa; Cnidaria; Anthozoa; Scleractinia; Pocilloporidae.